AUGAUAACCGUCCGUCAUCAUUACUCAGAUGUGGAAAUAAAAAUUUUGAAUCUACCUCCGGGUCUCAAUGAAAAUGGUUUGAAAAAUUUAUUUUUAAAUGUUGGAAAACCUAUUUCAAUUUAUUUUUAUUCUGACUCUGAAUUAGCUAUUAGAGAUUUAAACGACAAACCACCAUACAAUUUAAAAGUAUAUUUGAAAAAUCGUAAAAAUUAUGCAAAUUUGUUUGAUUCCCAUGAAUCCACGCUAAAUUUUCAAAAGAAUACUCGAGUAGAAUCUACAUCUACAGCCAAUGCUGAACCGAAGCAAAUCGAUGAAAGUAAUUUAAAAACUCGAAACGAAUCCAAUUUCAUUAACAAGUCGAAAGUACUCUCUAAAGUAAUAGAUUACAAGCCAUCUUAUAAAUUUUAUCAAAAAAAAUUAGAUUAUAGAGUAAUAGGUGGUAAUUCAAUUUCAUUGGGAAGAGGAUAUUUUUGUUUCAAAGAUUUAGAUUCGGUUCCAACUCUUAAAUCUCCCAGCACUGUGGUUAUCAGUAGUUAUUCUUCUCUUAAUUCAGUAUUCGUUCGUCAAAUGGAUGAUUUUUGGAAUGAGAAAUUUUUUAGAAUAUGUAACGACGUUGCUCAAAUUGCUAAUGGAGAAAGCCUAAAAUCAUAUCCAAAUGUUGGAGAUGUAUACGCGGUUAAAUACGAAAUGGAUUCAUGUUUCUACAGGGGAAAAAUCAUGGGAAUCGAAAAGGAAAUGGCGAACGUAUUUUUCUUAGAUUUUGGAAAUUAUCAAGAAACUAAACUGGAAGAUUUGAAAAAUUUACCCAAGGAGUUGACGAUUAUUCCACAAUUGGUAUUUAAAGUUUCAUUACUUAACGUUCCCGAUGGUACUUCCACCGAAGCGAUUGAUUAUUUAAAUGAGAUAACAAGUGAAAAUAUCCCAUUGACUUUGAAAUAUAAAGAUUCUGCAAGUUUCGGAGUAACAUUGUUGGAAAAAUAUUCCGGACUUAACGUUAACGAAAAAAUAAAAAAUAAACUUAUACCACCAUGGGAAAAAGAUCCCUUUUUAUUAUCAACAGCAAGUGAAAUUGUUUACAUGGAUUCUUUGUCACACGAAACUCUUGAAAUUGGUGAAACGUACACCCUGAUUUGUUCGCACAUCGAUGAGAAAGAAUUUAACGAAUUCGGUUGUUUUUGGAUGAUUAAUUAUGAUAACGUCAAUUAUUAUUAUUUAAAAAACGAAUUGGAAUUAAAAAUAAAUAAAUACGUGAAUUGUUUCGAUGAAAAUUUUUUAUAUUUACCUAGAGAGGGUGAAUUAUGUUUAGCGUACAUAGAUGAUGAUUGGCAAAGAUGUAUCAAUUUAAAAAGUCCAAAAACAACAUGUUGGUUAUUUCUCGUCGACGUGGGUAAAACGUACAUGGUCGAAACGAAAAAAAUUCGAAAAAUUAUAAAAGAUUUUGUAGAAUGUCCCGCUCAAUGUUUUCGUUGUUUCAUAUCAGGUAAUGUCUCGUUUCGAUAA
Molecule: messenger RNA, 1500 nt
Organism: Pediculus humanus corporis (human body louse)
Lineage: Eukaryota; Metazoa; Arthropoda; Insecta; Psocodea; Pediculidae
Exons: 9
Coding region: 1-1500 (499 amino acids)
Source: RefSeq, a predicted model, not a curated record